UUGACCAUGCGGAUCCCCAGUUCACGCAGUCUGCACUUUAGGUUCCGUGAAAUCACCGAAAAUCUUUUCAUUUGCCUUAAAGCAAGGAGUAUUUUUUUUUACAGACGGUGAUCGACACGGUGUGUGUGCCUUACACAGUUUUGACGGUUUUCAUAAGUUUCUCCCCAUUUUCUUAGUUCUCUGUGAGUCUCUGCAACUACGCAUCUGCUUACCAGGUCACUAGCAGGUCUAACUUCCAUUGGAUUGGUUCUACAAUAAGCUCCCGAAAUUAUUUUACUAAGAACAACCAAUGUAUCCUGGUGGGUAUACUGUUGAGGUAACUACACUGUCCCCUAGAGCAACGGAGAAAGAUGUGCGUGACUUCUUCUCGCAUUGUGGCGCAAUUGAACAUCUUGAAAUAAUCAGGACUGGUGAAUAUGGAUGUACUGCUUAUGUGACAUUUAAAGAUUCUUAUGCUUUGGAAACUGCUUCCUUACUCAGUGGAGCCACAAUUGUUGAUCAACGUGUGUGCAUCACUCGGUGGGGAUCUUAUGUUGAUGAAUAUGAUCCUUUUAGUGAUGCUUCAUGGAGAAGAGCAGAUAACUCCAGUGACUCGGCAUCUCAGAGCAGUCCAUUUGUUUCGACCCCUGGAGAAGCUGUAACAGUAGCCCAGGAAGUGGUCAUAACCAUGAUAGCCAAGGGUUACGAUUUAGGCAAGGAUGCGCUGACCAGGGCAAAAGCAUUUGACGAGUCUCACAAUAUGUCAGCCACUGCAGUUGCCAAAGUAGCUGAGCUGAGCAAUAAAAUUGGGCUUACACCAAAACUUUAUGCAGGUAUGGAAGUUGUCAAGUCUGUAGAUCAGAGGUAUAAUGUGUCUGAGACAACAAAAUCUGCUGCGUUCUUCACUGGAAGAACAGCGGCUUCUGCUGCCACUGCUGUUGUCAACAGCAGUUAUUUCUCAAAAGGAGCUCUUUGGGUAUCUGAUGCUCUCAGCCGAGCAGCCAAAGCAGCAGCUGACUUGGGUACACAAGCUGGUAGUAAAUAAACCUAUGUAAAAAUGUAUAUCAUCCCAUAUUGGAUUGAGGGACUGCUAGUCUAUCACUGAGAUUUGUGAAUUAUUUGUGAAUUGUGCAAAUCACAUCUCCAAAUAUCCCCCUCCCUAUUCACAUAUCUUAAUGAUUAACCUGUCAUAUUUUAUUAGGACGGCAAAAUAUUGUGCUUACUAUACUACUGCUUGAGUGUUAAACGCAGCAUUUCGGUGUAGCGGUCUUCCCAAUGAGCUUAUGCUUAAAACAGGUGUAGUUUGGUUUGUGUA
Messenger RNA from Spinacia oleracea (spinach), 1294 nucleotides. RefSeq names its product binding partner of ACD11 1. The transcript is spliced from 5 exons. Bases 290 to 1024 code for a protein of 244 amino acids. NCBI's taxonomy places the organism in Eukaryota, Viridiplantae, Streptophyta, Magnoliopsida, Caryophyllales, Amaranthaceae. The record is from RefSeq and is a predicted model, not a curated record. Gene Ontology annotation, molecular function: RNA binding.